UCAACUACGAAUAAAAUGGCUGGGCUGGUCACUAAGGCUAUUAAAUGGUCUGCGAAGCAAAUAAAGAAGCAGAAUCUGUUCGAUGAAAGCAUAUCACUGACGCAUAAGACGAAGAAUAAUUUCAUGGCGUUUAUGGCAGGGCUGGUGUCUAUAGCCAUGAUGGUGUUUUUGAUAGGAAUUGGGAUUAUCUUAGCAAUCAGAAUGAUCAAGAAAUCAGAGAUGCAAUGGAACCAGAAUACCACAAGGGCCUCCCUCCGAAGUGAUACAACCCUUGUAAAUGUUACAGAGGCUGAUAUGAUAUCUGUGCGAGUAGUUCUAACAAGUAUUUUGCCUGACUAUUAUGCUUAUGAUUUGAAUCAAAUUUUCAAUAUAUCCUUUGGGAAUAUAGAGCAAACUUAUGCAGAAGAUUUUGAAGCUGAGAUUAAGGAGGCAAAUUUAACUUAUGCAAGGUGUACAAAAUAUGAUUUUCCUGAAUCCAGGCUUCAUCCAAGCCUUGAGAAAUAUACUGCAACUGGCCAGAUUAAGCAGAUGUGUUUUAAUCUUACAGGAACAUCUAUCGCUGGAAAUUCUAAUAGUAGAGAUUUAUACAAAUAUGUGAGACUUCAUCUGAGCCUUAGGUCUCAAUUCAUAGACAUUAUGAAAGAAAGCAAGUUUUCACUUCAGUUCGAGAUCCAGAGUAGGUAUGUGGACCUAAAUGACCUGGAUAACCCUAUCAAGUCGAUAUAUUGGGAUUAUACAUUAGGCACUGUCGGUGACCUUGAAAACUGGGGAGCCCACAGAUACAAAUUUGAUAUCUUGAGGAAUGAAGUCGAGCUUCAAGACACCUGGUGGAACUUCCUAUCCAAUCCUACAACUAAGGAAUUCAAGAGUGUUGAUACAGAUUCUUAUAAUUAUGAGAGACUUGGAGAUUAUUUAGCAACUCUUUAUACUAUUGACUUUAGCCUGGGUGAGAAGACUAACCAAUACGGUCGUAAAGUUCUCAACUUCCUUGAUGUAACUGGAGUCGUCGGAGGUCUCUUCGAGAUCCUAGACAUAUUUGCUGGAAUCAUCAUUGGAUACUUGUACACUUACAACUUGAAGAGAGAGAUCACCAAGGACUUGGUAAAGGCAGAUAACAAGAUUCAGGAUUUGCAGAAGAGCAUCGAUGAAAUACUCAAGAAAGACCAAGUGGGUCAAGAACAAAACAAUGUUGAAGUCUUACAAAGAGUAAACAGGGAUGAAUGAAAAGAGAGUUCUAAAAAGAUAGAAGAUUGAAAAGAGGAAAUUAACAGCAUUGUAAAAUUUCAAAUAGAGAACAGUCAAAUGACUAGCACUCAACAUUUUCUUAAAAACACUCAAAAUCCUCAAAGACUAUCCAAAGUAAAGCCAAUUCAAUACAAAUCUCCACUCUCUUCUGAACUCCAAUCACUCAAAAACCAUAAUACCUCACACACCCCUCCAGUUCCCUCCAAACACCCUUCCGCCACCCCCUCUCCCCCUACCAAUCUGAACCCAGACAAGUUCCUGAAAGAACACCUCGACUGCGUCAGCCUAGUCUUCGCCAUCAGAACCCUCCAACUCAAAGUCCAGUACUUGUUAGCCAAAGAUGCCUGUUUACUAUCUUCUCCAUCACAAACUCAGUCCCCUCUCAUUCAACCUCCAACCCAGCCAAUGAAAGCACCUUCAAUCUACCAAAAGAUUCAGCAAAUAACAAAGAAAAAUUCAGAAAGCACCAAAAACUUAAAGAACUUAAGGAAGGAUCUAUAUAAACUUUAAAGACUGUAUCAAUAUCUUUGGUUAAUUUCUUGCUACUUUAAUAUUUUUGAAGACAAUUACUCCUCUGAAAUAAAAUAGUCAGCCAGUGAAAUACUACUUCAGUGGUAAAGCUGCUUUUACUUUCAAUCAUCAAAACAUGCCUCUAAAGAAUCAGGAUCAUAAUGGUUCUGUAGUAAAGGUUUUUAAUAAGUUAGAUGAUAGCCUCAGAUAUUGGUAAGGCUGUACCUUUAAAACUCUUCAGAAUAGCAUUAAUGAAUGAAAUUAAAGAUUGGUGACAGUCUGAGGUGUUAUUAAAUGAUAUUCUAUAUUUUGACAAAUUUUACUUCGGAUAUGGAAGGAUCGAGGUUUUGAUAAGUCAGUAUUUCUUCAUAAAAUAUAAAUUAAACGAUACAUUUUGGAAAAACAAUUACUAAUCUUUUGGAGCUUAAUUAGUUGUACUCUAAUCAGGUUAAUAAGAAGUCUUGACACAGGAAUGAUAGCCUCAAAAUUGAUUUCCCAGUUCAGCCAGGUCUAUAAUCAAUUGCUUCUUUUGGGAAAUUUAAAUGAUUAGUAUACACACAAAGGAGGGGAUUAGUAAGAAAUGGUAUAGAGCUAGGAAUGAUAAAAUAUUCCUUAAAGUAGUGAUCUAAACUAAAUAGCCAAGCUCUGAGUCCUCUUUCUUAACUUAAAACUCUGAAACAGCUGCGUUCAGCACCUUAAUUUUGUCUUCUUCUGAAGCCUUUUC
Moneuplotes crassus is the source of this 2479-nucleotide messenger RNA. NCBI's taxonomy places the organism in Eukaryota, Ciliophora, Spirotrichea, Euplotida, Euplotidae. The record is from the annotation of a GenBank genome assembly.